Angiostrongylus costaricensis is the source of this 459-nucleotide messenger RNA. The record is from the annotation of a GenBank genome assembly. NCBI's taxonomy places the organism in Eukaryota, Metazoa, Nematoda, Chromadorea, Rhabditida, Metastrongylidae.
AUGGAUCAGCACGUUGGUCUGGGGAACAAUGAGGAUGUGUCAUUCGCCGAUUUCAUACGGGUGCAUAAAGGCCACCUCUGGAAAAGGUGCCAAAAAACAUUUAGCUUCUAUGUCUCACCUUUACAUUCGAAAUACAGAGUGAUGAACGGAUGGGGCAAGACGCGACCAACGCAACAACUUGUCAAGAAGGUGAACAAGCAAAUACGUCGUGAGCACAAAGCUACCGUUUCAGCAGUUUUCUUAUUCUGUUGGUUGCCAUUUUUUACUCUGCACCUCAUUAAUUCUAUUUGCCUUAUCAAUAAGCAGGAAGAUGGAUGUAUGGGCGUGCUUCCUUUAUUUCUUGCAACAUGGCUGGGAUAUAUAAACUCGUCGUUAAAUCCACUAAUUUACACGGUGUUCGACCAACGCUUUCGCAAUGCAUUUCGAGCUAUUCUCUGUCGUGGAAUCGUCAGGAGGUGA